This is a messenger RNA of Theileria parva strain Muguga, 453 nucleotides long. Its product is annotated as Zinc-finger double-stranded RNA-binding family protein. Bases 63 to 437 code for a protein of 124 amino acids. The record is from RefSeq and is a predicted model, not a curated record. The transcript has 3 exons. NCBI's taxonomy places the organism in Eukaryota, Apicomplexa, Aconoidasida, Piroplasmida, Theileriidae.
UGUAGCGAUAAAUUUACGUGUAAUGUGUUAAAUGAUAAUUUGAUAUAUAUUAGUUUUUAAAUAUGUAUAAAACGGCCUAUUUGUUCAGUUCAAUUAUCCAUAUACCUAAUAGUCUUGAAGAAGAGUCUGAAACCUCGAAUAAAAAGGAUGAAUCAGACUCAAAUAAAGAAAAAAACGAUGUUGAUGAUGAAAAUAAUAAUACAGAUGGUCCAAUUCGCACUCAUCCAGGAAAUAAGGUUUCAUACUGUGUACACUGUAAAGGGAAAACAUUUUUAAAUCAAGAGUCAGUGGAUAAACAUCUAAGUAGUAAGAAUCAUCUAAAAAACGUGAAGAAAACUAAAAAGAAUAACGAGAAGGCGGAAGAGGCAAGAAAGAGAUUCAUCGAAAGGAUGGAUAAGAUCGAUAAAAGGAUAUGGAAACACAUGAAAUUGUGCUAAUAUAUAGUGUAAGAUU